Nycticebus coucang (slow loris) is the source of this 2519-nucleotide messenger RNA. RefSeq names its product UDP-GlcNAc:betaGal beta-1,3-N-acetylglucosaminyltransferase 2 (gene B3GNT2). Gene Ontology annotation, cellular component: membrane. Gene Ontology annotation, molecular function: hexosyltransferase activity. Bases 239 to 1432 code for a protein of 397 amino acids. The transcript has 2 exons. NCBI's taxonomy places the organism in Eukaryota, Metazoa, Chordata, Mammalia, Primates, Lorisidae. The record is from RefSeq and is a predicted model, not a curated record.
UGGGCUGGGAGAGGCGCAGCGGACGCGGUGGCAACAAGUGCGGGAGGCGACACGAGCCGGAGCCGUCCCCGCCGCCCGCACCGCCGGCCGCCAGCCCCGAGCGCCGCGCAUGGGGCGUGAGAGGCGGUGGUCUCCGGGCUGAGCCGCGCGGAGCGGCCGGGACGUGGAUGCGGCCGCGAUCUCCCGCCCCUGCCCCCGCCCGGCGGAGCUGGAACUGCUCCUGGACAAGAUAUGAGAAAUGAGUGUUGGACGUCGAAGAAUAAAAUUGUUGGGUAUCCUGAUGAUGGCAAAUGUCUUCAUUUAUUUGAUUGUGGAAGUCUCCAAAAGCAGUAGCCAAGAAAAAAAUGGAAAAGGAGAAGUAAUAAUACCCAAAGAGAAGUUCUGGAAGAUAUCUACCCCUCCCCAGGCAUACUGGAACAGAGAACAAGAGAAGCUGAACAGGCAGUACAAUCCCAUCUUGAGCAUGUUGGCCAACCAGACAGGGGAAGUGUAUGGAUUUUCCAAUAUAAGCCAUCUGAAUUACUGUGAACCUGACCAGAGGGUCACGUCCGUUGUUACAGGUUUUAACAACCUGCCGGACAGAUUUAAAGACUUUCUGCUGUAUUUGAGAUGCCGCAACUAUUCAGUGCUUAUAGAUCAGCCACAUAAGUGUGCAAAGAAACCAUUCUUACUGCUGGCGAUUAAGUCCCUCACUGCACAUUUUGCCAGGAGGCAAGCAAUUAGGGAGUCCUGGGGCAAAGAAAGCAACGUGGGGAACCAAACAGUGGUGCGUGUCUUCUUACUGGGCCAGACUCCCCCCGAAGACAACCACCCUGACCUUUCAGAUAUGCUGAAAUUUGAGAGUGAGAAGCACCAAGACAUUCUUAUGUGGAGCUACAGAGACACUUUCUUCAACUUGUCUCUGAAGGAAGUGCUGUUUCUCAGGUGGGUAAGUACUUCCUGUCCAGACGCUGAGUUCAUCUUCAAGGGUGAUGAUGAUGUGUUUGUGAACACCCAUCACAUCCUGAAUUACUUGAAUAGCUUAUCUAAGAACAAAGCCAAAGAUUUGUUCAUAGGUGAUGUGAUCCACAAUGCUGGACCCCACCGGGAUAAGAAACUGAAGUACUACAUCCCGGAAGUCGUUUACUCGGGUGUCUACCCACCCUAUGCUGGGGGAGGGGGAUUCCUCUACUCUGGCCACCUGGCCCUGAGGCUGUACAAUAUCACCGACCGGGUCCACCUCUACCCCAUCGAUGACGUUUAUACUGGGAUGUGCCUUCAGAAACUCGGCCUCCUUCCAGAGAAACACAAAGGCUUUAGGACAUUUGAUAUUGAGGAGAAAAACAAAAAUAACAUUUGUUCCUAUGUAGAUCUUAUGUUAGUUCACAGUAGAAAACCUCAAGAGAUGAUUGAUAUUUGGUCUCGAUUGCAAAGUGCUCAUUUAAAAUGCUAAGAUAUGCAUACUAAGUUUUGCAAAGAAAGGCAUAUUUUGAAUAGUUUCCAUGUUAUUGUGUUCUCAUAUUUAAGGUAAUUUCUGUGUUAAACCAUCAAAAUUGCCUUCAUAGGUAGUAUGCAUUUGAGAGCCUUUAAACCCUUCAGUCUGGUACUUUUAUGAAGAAGGAAAGCAAGAGAUGAUAAUAUUUUAUGGAUGCUCAUGACAGGAUGAUUGGUUCUCAUCUUUUCUAGUGGCUUGUGUCCAUGUGUCCUGCUUUUCGUCUGAAAUCAUAACAAUUUAACUAUUUUAAGUUAUUUUUAUUUUGCUCUCUUUGAUAGUAUUCCUGACUUCUCAUUAUAAUGACUGAUUUAUCUGUAAUUCAAAUCUUUAUAAACUUAUUGACUGCAAAGAAUUUGUUACACAGUGGCUUUUGUGAAAUGAAAUUACACUUAUUUUCAUGGGAUUUGGAUUACUUUUUAAAAUUGUCUAGAAAAUUGACUUCUGUGGAAUUAUUCGGCCAUCCCAACAAUACUUUCUUGUGUUAGUCUAAUUAGUUAAUUUUGCAAAAUGAGAAUCACUAUGUGACACUCGUCUAAUUUAUCUUGUGGUCUUACAGUUAGAAUAAGAAGAAAGAGAGUUUAAUUUUUCUGGGUGGUACUAUAACAGUUAUCUGAUGUUAGCAUUUGAGAACAAUGAGUUUGAUUCCAUAAUCGCCAACUAAAGAUUGAAUUGCCCCUGACAGCCAUAUUAGGUUUGUGAAUUUUCACUGGACCAGGAAAGUAUAUAUAACUUUUGAACUUGAGUGAAAAGACUGAAGUUGCAGACCUUUUCAUAAGUGAUUUGUCAGUUUAAAACUCCAGGACUUAUUAUUGCCAUAUUUUCACAUGUUGCUUAUACAAGAUAAUUAUUCUGAGUAGUGAUUGCUUCCCUGUUUCAGUGUAGAAGUGCCUGUGUUUUUAUUUAUUGUUCAGAUCAAACACCAAAACAUUUUCUUAAAUAUAUUUUGUGUAAUAUUUUAUUUGUUAUACAGUAUUGUUGAUGAAAUAUUUAAAGCAUGAUAUUUUAAACAUUAAGGUGUAACAUAUGUUAAAUAAAGUGGUUAUUU